This is a messenger RNA of Symbiodinium sp. CCMP2592, 575 nucleotides long. The record is from the annotation of a GenBank genome assembly. Lineage: Eukaryota; Dinophyceae; Suessiales; Symbiodiniaceae.
GUUUGGGUGAGCCUUCGCCGACCACAGCUGCUGCUUCGACACCUCAGCAGGGUGCAGCUACGAAGCCGAUGCAGGACAGCUACAUGAGCGCCCCGACUCUGAAGGACAUCGACGAGCUCUUGGGAACCGACGAUGUGGAAGAGGGCUUACUUGACGAUGCGAUCGAGGACUAUGACGAGGAGGAUGCGGAGAUGGCCCCGGCUGAGGAGACCCAAGUGGCCAAGUGUCAGGAGCCGGCUGAUGUGCCCAUGCCGGCUGUGACGGUAGAUGUGCCCAUGCCAGCUGUGACAGUAUCGGACCCAGCGGUGGCUUCCGAUGCGGUGCAUGCUGCUUUGUUGCGGCCUAGCUCCGUCGACCUGAUGAGCCGUGAGCAGCUCGCCAGGUGCAACACUGAUGUGUCGCAGGAGUCCUCCUUGCCAGCUGUGGAGAAUUCGAAGCAGUCUGACAUGGGAAUGUCGCAGUCGCUGAGUGAUGCUCUGGCAAGCCUGAGCAAGGAGGAGAUUGUGGAGCUGCUGCGGAAGCAGCUUGAGUCCGAUGCAGUGGGGCUCACCUCGCCGCUUACCUCGCCCCGCUUA